CCACCACCCCAGUUCAAUACAUAUACAUAGCGUCACUGCUGGUAUAUAAUUAUCCUCAUCUGCAGAAACCCCCGAAACUCAUUUGAACUGAGACAUAUACCGAAGACCUUGCGAAUCUUCUUAUUCUCAAACCCACCAUAAUCACUGAGACUCUCUGUUCUUCAAGGAGCUUCCGCGUCUUAAACACUCACUCGUUUUACCUACUAUUCUUCCGCUCGCUCGCUCACAUCAUUUCAAGUCUGCUCUUCUCUUCGCAUUGGCCUUCUUCACACAUGCACUUGACGACGACAGACGCUCGAUCAUAGGCGCCUUCCUACGACUCCUCACCUCGUCGGCUCCCUCCAGAUGUUUCGUAAUAGAGUAUCUUCCCAAAAGCCCGGCGACGAACUUUACGCCCACUUCAAGGCCAACUUCGGCAAUGUCGUAGGUGCCACAACCGCCGGGACGGCGUCUGGACCCUCGAGUCUCGAUGCCGUUGUCGAUCCUUCAAACCUUAUGGGAGAGUCACCAGGACGCACUCAAGCGGAGAUGAAAGACCUAGACCCAACACCGAGAGCACAGAACGAGCCAUGGCGCUUCACGCCCUCGCUCCUCGACCCGAACUCCUAUGCCUUCUCGGCAUUCGCGAACCAGAUGCCCGCAUACUAUACCCCCGGCGCUAACGGAAAUCCUCUAUACCACAGCCAGGCUGGCGACCUGCAUACACCCAGUAUGGGCAUUGGGAUGGGCGUGGGAACGCCAUUGUCAAUGCAAACGGGCGAGGGAGGUGUAGUACAUCCUGGACAGGUCUAUUUCCAACAACCGUACCAGCAGCAGCAGGCUUUGCCUCCGCAGAGUUUUCAGAACAAUUACACUGGAUACCCCCCUACCACCGGCCAAGAGCAGCAGCAGCAGCAGUCGUAUGCGCCGGCAGCAUUCAUGCACCACAAUACGGGCUACGAGACAAUGGACCAAGAUGGCUCGCCGAUGCAGGCCAACGGCAGACAGAUGGAGGUUACUACAAUGCAGCCGCCUAUGAUGACAUACCAGCCACGGCAAUUUGAGAUAAAUGCCGCUGCGCCGCUGCCAUCAUCAGCUGAGAAGUUCCGUUUUCAUGUGGUGCUCAAUGCGCCUACGGCUAUGAUUUCGAACACCGACGAGAUUCCUAUUACAUACCUGAACAAGGGCCAGGCGUACUCAGUGUCAAUCGUGGACACGCAACCAAUGCUUCCCGUGCCAGUGGGCACCCGCUACCGCACGUUUGUGCGCAUCUCGUUCGAGGACGAGCAGCAACGGCAGAGGCCCGCAUCUUGCUGGCAGCUGUGGAAAGAGGGACGUGGCACCAACGAGGCCCACCAGCGCGGAGGAAAGCUGCAAGCUGUUGAGUACGUCGAGGCGACUCAGCAAGCCGACUCUGACGACAAGCGUACGCGUGUCGAGCUGGAAUCGGCCUCGUUCGACGGGUUCUCUGUCGUCUGGACCCCCGGCGCAGCUGGACUGGCAGAAUGCACCCUGGCAGUUCGCUUCAACUUCCUCUCCACAGAUUUCAGCCACUCCAAAGGUGUCAAGGGAAUCCCCGUUCGCUGCUGCGCCAAGACUGAAGUUCUGGACCAGGGCUCGCCACAUGCCGUCCCCGGCUCCACUGAGGUGGCGUACUGCAAGGUCAAGCUGUUCCGCGACCACGGAGCGGAGCGCAAGCUAUCCAAUGACGUUCAGCAUGUGAAGAAGACGAUCGACAAACUCAAACAGCAAAUCACCCAGGCCGAGGCUGGGAUGAAGGACUUUGGGAAGCGCAAGCGCACUGGCUCAAUUUCAAAGGCCACUGCGAGCCAGCGAGCUGGGAAGGUGCCAAAGCACAAGCGCACCUGGUCCAUGUCCUCAGCUAGCUCGGCUGGCGGCCACAUCCCCGUCGAGGAAGAUCUUCAUUACAAGCUGCAGCAGCAGCAGGACAUGUUCACUAGCACCCGCCCAGUGAGUAUCCUCUAUCUGCGCGGCGCCGAACAAGACGACCCGGAUCUCCACCCCGUCGCCCUCCCCGGAGAGCAAUGGGACCUCACAAAGGUUGACUCGCGCGACACCGCCGCUUGGCAGCAACGCACCAGCGUCCGCAGCGCAUCCACCGCCGGCACAUCAUCGCUAGUGUCCCCAUCCCCCAGCUCGACCUCCCUGCACUCGCAAGCUAUGCUCGGUUCCUCCGCCAUCCCGGUAGCUGCGCAGUGGGGCGACUACCACGGCAUUCUCGGCGCGGACGUCUCAUCGAACCCACAGCACCUCGCCAGCCCCCCUGACCAGCUCACCAAGAUCCCCAAGACAGAUGAUGCGGGGAGUCUCAGCGGCUGGAUCGAGGCUCUUGGUGUCGACUCGUCGUACCGCCCACCAGCGGAGCCCGCAGGGAAGGCAGUCGCUUGCUUCUACGUCCAGUACCGUGAUGCGUCACCUACGACGAAGAAGCCAUACUAUCGCGCCGUGUACCUUCCCAAACGCACGCUGAGCGAUUUCCUCGCUGGAAUCGGAUCUAAAUGGGGCCUCGACCCUACUACCAUCCGGCGCUCACUGCGCGUCCUCCCUAGUGGCCUUGAGGUCGAGAUGGAUGACGAGGUGGUGCGCGAGAUGCGCGAGGGACAGGAUGUGGUGUUUGAGUUGAAGAACCUGGCAGCUGUCAAGCGCGAGUGGGAGAUGACAAUUGACGAUGAUGGUGCGGAGGGAGAGGAGACGGAGGCAGAGGGUUGCGAGAUCCGCUUGUUGUUCUAAGGAUGAUACCCAUGAUCAACGAAGGCUGGUGUUGAGUGCCUCUGUCUGCGGCUUGUUGGAGUUACUAGGCGUUCACAACCUCCGGCGACAAACUCUCAUCGAUUCACAACCUAUCACCCCACACACAUCUUCGCGCAUCACAAAAAGCCAGGAUUUAUGUAUACUACAUGCACGCGUAAUCAACGCGCAUAUUUGGAUUUCGCUCGCAUCGGUCAAAAAAAUUCCUACAAUUACCCCAUUUCAUGCACAUACACUUUUACCCUUACCGUCGAACACUCGACUCUACAGGCAACAAACAUACACGCUUAUUUCAUUUUUUUUUUGGUUUACUUUUAGGCGGCAACCAAACGGCAACAAUUUCGGGGGCAUAGAAACAACCGGCUGCAUGAAACGAACGAGCAACACGUAUUACGCCUUUCCUUUUUUACUUCGUUUUUCUAAGAGGCGACGACAAUAGGCAAAAAGGGGGCGGUUUUCUAGGGGCGGGGCAACAAGGAAGGAGGCGCGUUUGUGAUUUGUUUUAUUUGAUCAUUUCCUUUUAUGGAGUUGGGGAAGGACGGCAGGCAAAGGUUGGGGAGUGAGGACGGCUUAGGACGAUCGACUGUGGGUUUAGUUGCGACGGGUGAACCGAGAACCGGGGAGAUUGGAGAAGAAGCGGCAUACUAUCGAUGGAGCGGAGACUUCUAAUGGGAGUGGCUGAAGCUGAAUGCAUGGAUGCGGGUAGAUGAAAAUAAAUAACCUAAGCCGCUAGUUUUACAGCGAGUUGAAAUCGAGAAGAUUGGUGAUGCUUAUCAACCAUUCAUUACUGCG
Molecule: messenger RNA, 3540 nt
Organism: Pseudogymnoascus verrucosus
Lineage: Eukaryota; Fungi; Ascomycota; Leotiomycetes; Thelebolales; Thelebolaceae
Exons: 3
Coding region: 346-2730 (794 amino acids)
Biological process (GO): regulation of transcription by RNA polymerase II
Cellular component (GO): nucleus
Molecular function (GO): DNA-binding transcription activator activity, RNA polymerase II-specific; RNA polymerase II cis-regulatory region sequence-specific DNA binding
Source: RefSeq, a predicted model, not a curated record